Molecule: messenger RNA, 234 nt
Organism: Knipowitschia caucasica
Lineage: Eukaryota; Metazoa; Chordata; Actinopteri; Gobiiformes; Gobiidae
Source: the annotation of a GenBank genome assembly
AUGUGGAUUCACUGUCCACUGUCCACUGUCCCUGACCCUCCUGACCCAGAGAAGAACCACAGACACCCACUGUCCUCAGACCCUCCUGACCCAGAGAAGAACCACAGACACCCACUGUCCUCAGACCCUCCUGACCCAGAGAAGAACCACAGACACCCACUGUCCUCAGACCCUCCUGACCCAGAGAAGAACCACAGAGACACCGGGGAAAAGAGACAAACCCGAGGCCUUUAA